UUUUAUGCUAAUGUUAUGUCUAAUAAUACGUUAAUAGUCCUAAAUAUAUAUAUAUAUAUAAUUAAUUAAUUUAAAAAAAAUAAAUAUAUAAAUAAUAGUAAAGUUAGUAAUUUAAUUCAUUAAAUACGGAUAUUAAACGUGUUAUACGGGUUUUAUACGUGUUUAAUACAAAAGCUAUCAAAUGAACGGACAAAAAAGAAACGACUUGACAAUAAUACAGAUACAUAAGUUUUAAACGGAUAAAGUACGUACGGGUACAUAUACGUAGGGCUAGAAGUUUGGUACCGGUACUUGGGAUAUACCGAAUACCGUAUAGAAUUUGUCUAUAUUAGGUAUUACUGAAUACACGUAUUAUUUCUUGGGAUUGGGAUUGAGAUUCAAUUUCAAUUGUUAAUCAGUAUUAGGGAUUAUGAGAUUGGGAUCUGUAUAUACCAAAAUACAGAACAAUACCGAAAUAUAAGCUAGUGUGUAUUUUAUUCUCUCAACUAGACUCUCUCAUUCACUACUACAUGACCCUCAACCAACAAUCUAUUGUUAUUUUCAUAACAGCAAAAAGCAAACACUAGUAUUAUUCUUCUCUCACCCUCCAAUUCGUCAAAUUAAAGAUUACCAAUGACAAAAACUUGAGAUGCCACCUCUCCUCCAUUCUCUUUAUCCAUAUCUUAGCUCCAGACAAACUCAAUACUCUUCGCUUAGUCUCUUUUUCCUAUAUUAAACAAUCAAAUAUAAUUUAUAUAUUUAAUUAUUAAUUGUAAAGGUAUUUAAUUUUGUAUUCGGUAAUACCAAUUGGGAUAUCGAGGUACUGAUUGGGAUACCGAAAUAAUUAGGAAUUGGAAUUGGGAUACCAAAAUUAUUUAGGGAUUGAGUUUGAGUUUAGGGUGUAAUUCGAUAUUCGAGAUUCCGAUAUUUGGUAUUGGGAUACCUAUACCGUACCGAUUUCCACCCCUACAUAUAUGUGUAUUAAACGGAGAAUUUACUAACUAUCCCAUUUGUAUUUUGGCCACUAAACCGUAAAAAUUGAAAAUAAUGGCCACCUAAAAAGCAAGGACCAGGAUACCGUACCGGACCGGCCGGUCGGACCGGGAGAAUCGGAAACCGGAGGUGAAACGACACAAUAGGGUUGUGUACCCUUCAAAAACCUGUCGGGCGGUAUUUGCGGUUGGACCGCAAUGGGCCGAAAUUUCGGCUGGUUUUAAUAAACCCGGCGGUCCCUUCAUUUUAUGCAAACGACGCCGUUUUGAUGCAAAAAAAAAAAAAUGGAAGGGAAGCAGAGACGCAAAAACCCUACCUUCGGCUGGCCCUUGCUAGCGCUAUUCUCUCUGCCUCUCGUCUCCCUCUCCCAGCGCCGCUCUGCCUCUCGUCUCCCCGCGCCGCGCCGCUCUUCCUCUCGAACUCUACCAGAGAUCAACACCACCGGCGACUAUUCUCUCUGCCACUCGUCUGCCUCUCCCAGAGCCGCUCUGCCUCUCGUCUCCCCGCGUCGCGCCGCUCUUCCUCUUGAUCUUCUAGUGCACCAGCGAGGGCUGCUUUCCCCUCCGAGGUUUUGGACCCAGUAGAAAGAGAUAACUGAGCAAGAUUAUAGCUUUGAUUCGAUUCCUUUUGAAAUUGGGAGUUUUCUUGUUCGUGCUGAUGGCUGCUUUGACUUUAACUUGGGUUGUGAAUUAAAUUGUUGGUUCAAGGCUAUGAAGGAAAAAUCUCUGGUUUUGGGGGAAGCUUGACUUGGUGUGGUUUCUUCUUGACCUUUCUAGUUUUGCUUGGGGUGGAGAUCAUGAAUCACGAAGGUGGGUAUAUGGUUGAAGUUACGGGGCUUACUCCCAAAGCCACGGAGAAGGAUGUUCAUGAUUUUUUUGCCUUCUCCGGCGCUAUUCAGCAUGUUGAAAUCGUCAGGUAAACAGAAAGCAAGAAGAAAAGAAAAUGAAGAAGAAUCAGAAGAGAGGAAACAUUCUAGUUUUCUUCUUCUUCUUUCCAACCUGGUUAUUUUUCUUUGUGGGUUUUGGCUUUUCUAAUUGUGUAAUGAAUAGGUCUGGUGAUUACGCAUGUACUGCUUAUGUGACAUUCAAAGAUGCAUAUGCCCAGGAGACUGCUGUCCUGCUCAGUGUAAGGCGGUAUAAUCCGGUUUUAUUUCGGUAUUUUCCCGGUAUGGUAUCCUAAUUUUGUCAGUACGGUUUUUUAACAAAAAAACAAUUUUUUUAUUCCAAAAACGGUAUUUGCCGGUAGUGAUGGCAAUGGGUCGGGGCGGGGCGGGUACCUCAAUACCCAUGCCCCGCCCCACGAUAGUACAGGUCGGGGCUGGUAAUACCCGCGCGGGUACGGGGCGGGGCAGGUCGACCCACUCUUACAUGCUAUUUGAGAAAAAUACACGUACAAUUUUACUUUUUAUGAUAAAACGAAGGGGAAAAAACUUGAUGAAUGAAUAAUAGUGAUAAUAUAAUAAGUAAUUGAGUCUAUUUAGUUGAAAGAUCAAGUCUAACUAGUUGAAUAAAAGCCUAAAUAGGAGAUAUAUGAACGGAUGUGGUAAAAAAUUGACAUAGAACGG
This is a messenger RNA of Linum trigynum, 2536 nucleotides long. The record is from the annotation of a GenBank genome assembly. Lineage: Eukaryota; Viridiplantae; Streptophyta; Magnoliopsida; Malpighiales; Linaceae.